Tribolium castaneum (red flour beetle) is the source of this 1162-nucleotide messenger RNA. RefSeq names its product Nuclear factor Y-box C (gene Nf-YC). Gene Ontology annotation, biological process: regulation of transcription by RNA polymerase II. Gene Ontology annotation, molecular function: DNA-binding transcription activator activity, RNA polymerase II-specific; RNA polymerase II cis-regulatory region sequence-specific DNA binding; protein heterodimerization activity. The record is from RefSeq and is a predicted model, not a curated record. Lineage: Eukaryota; Metazoa; Arthropoda; Insecta; Coleoptera; Tenebrionidae. The coding region runs from base 154 to 1128 and encodes 324 amino acids. The transcript has 6 exons. Gene Ontology annotation, cellular component: CCAAT-binding factor complex; nucleus.
AACUUCUGGCAAUUACCGAAGUUAAAUUAGCUUUCCGCUGUUGGCGCCUCUGCCAUCCGCCAUAUUGUUUGAAUCGUCAAACAACUGGAUUGGACGAAGAUAUGUAAAAGUGAUUGGUCAUUAGAAGCGCCCAAUUCUUAAAUAAUCGCAGCAAUGUCCGUGUAUUACUUAAACACCGCCGAGACAACUGACGAAAAAACCGAACCCCAAUGUGUGGAAGACCAGUGCCAGACCCAGAGCGAGGCCCAGAACGUCCUCAACCAAUUCUGGCCCAAAGCAAUGGAAGACAUCCGCGCCAUACGCAACAUGGACCUGAAGCAGCAAGUGCUACCACUCGCCCGAAUAAAAAAAAUCAUGAAACUGGACGAAGACGUGAAGAUGAUCUCAGCCGAAGCCCCCUUGCUAUUUGCCAAAGCGGCUGAGAUUUUCAUCCAAGAACUGACCCUAAGGGCUUGGAUACACACCGAAGAUAACAAAAGACGCACGUUGCAACGCAACGAUAUCGCGAUGGCAAUUUCCAAAUACGACCAGUUCGAUUUUUUGAUCGAUAUAGUGCCCAGAGACGAUAUGAAACCAGCGAAGCCCCGUGAAGACGCCACCAGGACGUCGAAUUCGGACCAAGUGUAUUAUUUCCAGCUCGCGCAACAACACCACGCCAACUUGCAGCAAAACACAGGCGCGGGGACGGCGACCGCCGCCACCGCCCCCACGACCGUCACCCAAGCACAGGGCGCCAUCCAGAUCGUGCAGCCCCAACAAGUGCAAACCGUGCAAGUCAAUGCACUUGAUCAGAACGCGGCCAGUUCAUCGCCUCCUAACACCUCAGCCCAAACUCCGGUCUUAAUACAAGCGGGACAAGCAAUUGCACAAAACCAGCCCGGAAAUGUGCAAAUUGUGCAACAAAUCGUUACACCAAGUGGGGAAAUACAGCAAAUACCGAUAAAUCUGACGCCGCAACAGUUGCAAAUGAUUAAGAUGCAACUUCAGGGCAAUACGUCGCAACCUGUCAUUAUCCAGACGGCGCCGAUUGCGACGUCACAGCCACACUUGAUUCAAGUGGCACAGCAGGGUUCAGGUCCGCAGCAAGUGUUUCUCACGCAGAGUAAUGGUAACACAGAGAGUGAAUAAUUGUAAGGUGUUUUUAUUAAAAAUUGAAAACCGA